Messenger RNA from Crotalus tigris (Tiger rattlesnake), 1930 nucleotides. Its product is annotated as snake venom serine protease 2-like. The record is from RefSeq and is a predicted model, not a curated record. Gene Ontology annotation, biological process: proteolysis. The transcript has 5 exons. Gene Ontology annotation, molecular function: serine-type endopeptidase activity. The coding region runs from base 321 to 1097 and encodes 258 amino acids. NCBI's taxonomy places the organism in Eukaryota, Metazoa, Chordata, Lepidosauria, Squamata, Viperidae.
GACGUUACACUUCUGGACGUAACUCUGCCAGCGUUCCAGAUUGUUGGCCACCCAGCUGCUUAAUUUGAUCAAAUAAAGUGCUGCUUGAUCAAGAAGUCUCUGCUUGGGUUAUCUGAUUAGGUUGAUAUGGUAUCUCCAGUUUAAGUUUGGGACUGGGAUCUUACAGCAGAGAAACUGGUGUUUUUUCCCCAUCUGUCCUUCUGCCUCAGAGUGGAAGAGAAGAAAGUAAUUAAUCAAAUAUUUUGAACUGUGCAUUCUUGCCUAAAUUGUUCCCCAUUUCUAAAUUCCAGGCAAAUAGCUUGCCGUGCAGAGUUGAAGCUAUGGUGCUGAUCAGAGUGCUAGCAACCCUUCUGAUACUACAGCUUUCUUACGCACAAAAGUCUUCUGAACUGGUCGUUGGAGGUCGUCCAUGUAACAUAAAUGAACAUCGUUCCCUUGUUGUCUUAUUUAACUCUAGCGGUUUUCUCUGCGCUGGGACUUUGAUCAACCAGGAAUGGGUGCUCACUGCUGCACACUGCGACAUUAAAAAUUUCCAGAUACAGCUUGGUGUGCAUAGCAAAAAGGUACGAAAUGAGGAUGAGCAGACAAGAGACCCAAAGGAGAAGUUCUUUUGUCUCGGUAGCAAAACCAAUAACGAAUGGGAGAAGGACAUCAUGUUGAUCAGGCUGAACAAUCCUGUUAGCAACAGUGCACACAUUGCGCCUCUCAGCUUGCCUUCCAGCCCUCCCAGUGUGGGCUCACUUUGCCGUAUUAUGGGAUGGGGCACAAUCUCAUCUACUAAAGAAAUUUAUCCCAAUGUCCCUCGUUGUGCUAACAUUAACAUACUCGAUUAUGCAGUGUGUCGAGCAGCAUACCCAUGGUGGCCGGUGACAACCAGAAUAUUGUGUGCAGGUAUUCUGGAAGGAGGCAAAGAUUCAUGUCAGGGUGACUCUGGGGGACCCCUCAUCUGUAAUGGAGAAAUCCAGGGCAUUGUAUCUUGGGGGGCGCAUCCUUGUGGCCGACGUCUUAAUCCUGGCUUCUACACCAAGGUCUUUGAUUACAUUGACUGGAUCCAAAGCAUUACUGCAGGAAAUACAACUGUGACUUGCCCCCAGUGAAAACUUUUGAAAAAGUUAGGAGGAGAAAAUGUAACAUAUUAGUACAUCUCUUCUAUAUCCCUAACUAUAUCCAAUUACAUUGGAAUAUAAAUUGGUGUGCAAAAUUUUCUGAUUCUAAAAUGGUCCAUUCCAAAUAUUUUAACCUCUGAAUAUCUUUCCAUUUCUGUCCACUUCUGGGACAGUGGGGUCCUUCAUGCUCUCUGAGCUUCUCUUCUUGCAGAUGUUUUAUUACCCAGCUAGGUAACAUAAUCAGUACUAGAAUAUUCUCUUAUAUUGGUACUUCUGUGGCAUUUACAAUACAAUCAUAUGGAGUCAUGCAGUCACCCCAUAAAUAUAUCCAUACACCCGGGUCCCACUGUUGCCUAAAAAGGAUCCUUGAUUAACCCCCACUUCCCAAUCACUAAAUAGAAUCUUUUGAGAAUCAUGUUUUCAUGUAAAUUCUCAAGUGUCCACAGCAAUAAAAUCAUAUAAAUCGUCACUUGUUUUCUGAUCCUUUGGUUUUUCAAAGGAAUUGCUUGUUAAAUGGCAGCAUUUGACCAACUGGGCUUAAAAGCCGAAGAAGGUCUGACCUGGACUUCCGAUUUUGCAUGCUUGAAACUGAGUGAGGAAUUUGAUCUUCUCUUUUCUAUUCUAUAUUUAAUUUCCUCGAAAAGAUUCCCAAAAAGCAAAAUAUCCCUGAAAGGGAAGGAGGGGGAUUUCCACCCCACCCUUAUAAUAAUGGAAGUGGCAAAUUAAUCUUUUUAUGGAGGAUGAAAAUAUACGGAAGUCAAACCAAUAUAAACCUGAAAUUUAAAACUCAAAUCUGAAUAAAUGUAAAAUUGUUGAAUGGUUAA